Molecule: messenger RNA, 1119 nt
Organism: Meira miltonrushii
Lineage: Eukaryota; Fungi; Basidiomycota; Exobasidiomycetes; Exobasidiales; Brachybasidiaceae
Product: 6-phosphogluconate dehydrogenase C-terminal domain-like protein
Exons: 2
Coding region: 1-1119 (372 amino acids)
Biological process (GO): pantothenate biosynthetic process
Cellular component (GO): cytoplasm
Molecular function (GO): 2-dehydropantoate 2-reductase activity
Source: RefSeq, a predicted model, not a curated record
AUGCUCAGUCCUUCAGGCAGUCCAAGGGUAUUGGUAUUAGGUUUCGGUGCCUUGGGUGCUCUUUACAGUUUCUUAUUAUCAAGAGGUGGUGCGCGAGUGUAUGCGGUUGCACGUAGUAAUGCCGAAACGGUGAAGAACGAAGGAAUAAAUAUUCAUUCACAAAAGCUUGGUAAACAUUCUUCUUAUAGACCUUUGGAUGUGUUUGCAUCUGCAGAAGAAGCAAGAACAAAAGUGGAAAAUUAUGAUUAUGUUUUGUGUACGGUUAAAAUUUGUCCUGAACAACGUGCGACGGGGAAAUGGAUUAAAGAAUUCUUACCAAGUGGAAAAGGUAAAUUACGACCGGAAUUACCUACUGUUGUUUUUGUGGAAAAUGGAAUCGGAAUCGAAGAAGAACCUUAUCAAACUUUAUGUCAAGGUGAUGAACCGGUUGCUUCUACCAUUAUUAGCUGUUGUGCAUGGUUAGGUGCUACUUUGGUCGAUAAAGGAAAAACGGUCGAUCAUGGAGCAUUAGAGCGUUUGGAGAUGGGCCUUUACCCAUACAGAGAAGCAGGAGAGGAUGAAGAAUCUCCACAAUCAUGGCGUGUGACGAAAUUGCACGCAUUUGCAGAAACAUUCAAAGCCGGCGGUGGUGGCUCGGUGGUCAUUGUGGGCGAUGUUCAAGUGAAGAGAUGGGUAAAAUUAUUGUGGAACGCAGCUUGGGGUGGUCUUACCACACUGGCACGCCAAACGGUAUCUGAGAUGUUACAAGAGGAUAAUCUCGAUAUUUCUGCAGAUCUGGUCCGAAAGAUCAUGAUGGAAGUCGUAUCAGUUGCCCGUGCAUGUGGAUAUGGAGAAGAUCAAUUACCGUCUAGCAGCGUUGAUGAAGUGUUUGACUUGACUUAUUCGCAAGCACCGCGAUUCUUGAAAGAUGGCAAAAAACCAAACCUCAAAGAAGAUUUCAAACCUUCUCUUUUGGUCGAUUUGGAGGCACAAAGACCGAUGGAAUUGUCUCCAAUCAUCGGAAAUGUCAUCCUUAAAGCAAGACAACACAACGUCAACGUUCCACGAUUGGAAGUCAUCUAUGCCGCUUUACGUCCAUCGCAGAUGCAAUUCGUACAUCAAGCAGCAGCAAGGGCCUAG